UGAUCCAAGGAUGAAGGGUUUCGCGGUAGAACCUGGCCCACAACCAACCAACCGUCGCAGUCCACGUCAUCAAGGCUGAAACUAUAGCAAAACGCCUAGGAGUGGACCCCACAGAAAAAGAAGCGUGUCGGGUGCUUGACGUUACGGAAAGACAGUCCCUGCAAACGGCGUCUCUUUUUUUACUUUUGCCCACAAUCAAAUCAUCACCACCACUACACACACAACACAGAAGAGAGAAACAAACAAACAAACAAAGAAAAAGAGAAUGUGAGUGAGUGGAAGAAGAACGUUGCAAAACUCAAAUGUCUGUAGCCAAAUGAGAUCCGUCUGAAAUUUCUGUUCAAUAACAAUGGGGAGUGUUUCCUCCGAAGAAGUUUCUGACCGAUGCGGUAGUUACAGUCCCAGUGCUGACAUCAGCGAAUCGGAGAGUUGCAGCAGUUUCUAUGUUCGCCGUUUCGAUGCCGAGGGAGCAUCCAGUUCUGCUAAUCUCUCUCCCCGUCCGCUCGCCGCACAUUUCAACCUACCGCCGGCGGCGCAGGUUAUGCUUCCGGUCAUCGGAGGAAAAGACGUCGUCGUUUGGGAUCACAAGCGUGACCUGGAUUUGUCCGAAGUGGAAAUGAUGAAGGAACGUUUCGCUAAGCUGCUUUUAGGGGAAGAUAUGUCUGGUGGUGGAAAGGGGGUUUGCACUGCGCUUGCAAUCUCCAACGCAAUCACGAAUCUCUCUGCAACUGUGUUUGGCGAGUUAUGGAGGUUGGAACCACUGGCACCACAGAAAAAAUCAAUGUGGCGUAGGGAAAUGGAAUGGCUACUAUGUGUGAGUGAUUCAAUUGUGGAGCUGGUGCCUUCUGUGCAGCAGUUUCCAGGUGGUGGAACCUAUGAAGUGAUGGCCACACAUCCUCGUUCCGAUUUGUACAUCAAUCUUCCUGCUUUGAAGAAGCUUGAUGGAAUGUUGCUUGGUAUGCUAGAUGGUUUUUGUGACACGCAGUUUUGGUAUGUUGAUAGAGGAAUUGUAUUGGGUGAUUCUAAGGAUUGUGAUGAGUAUGGUAGACCUUCUGUUAGGCAAGAAGAGAAAUGGUGGCUUCCUUCUCCCAAGCUUCCACCAAAUGGGUUGUGUGAGGAUGAUAGGAAAAGGUUGCAGCAGUGUAGGGAUUGUACUAACCAGAUACUCAAGGCUGCCAUGGCAAUUAAUAGUUCUGUUCUUGCUGAAAUGGAAAUUCCUGUCGUCUAUAUAGAAUCCUUGCCCAGGACUGGUAAAGCUUGUCUAGGCGAUAUAAUCUACCGGUACAUAACUGCUGAUCAGUUCUCGUCUGAAUGUCUCCUUGAUUGUCUGGAUCUAUCAUCUGAGCACCACACACUGGAUAUAGCUAAUAGAAUUGAGGCUGCUAUACAUGUAUGGAGGUUGAAAGACCAUAAGAAACAUAAAAAUUCAGUUAAAGCCAGGCGGUCUUGGGGUGGAAAGGUAAAGAGCCUUGUUGCUGAUGGUGAGAAGAACCAUUUUCUUGCACAACGGGCAGAGACACUACUGCAAAGCUUGCAACACCGAUUUCCUGGGCUCCCUCAAACAGCACUUGAUAUGGCCAAGAUACAAUAUAAUAGGGAUGUAGGACAGUCUAUUCUUGAAAGUUAUUCGAGGGUGAUGGAGAGUUUGGCCUUUAACAUAAUGGCCAGGAUAGAUGAUGUGCUUUAUGUAGACGAUACUAUAAAACAAUGUGCAGCUGCAGAUUCCAUCUUGUUCAGCAGAGGAGGUUUCAGUGGUCUGCCCAUCCAGAAGCGAAUGUCUCCCAGCCCCUUCUCAAUUCAACGCACGCCAUAUGCCUCUCCUUUUGCAACCCCAACGUUCUGUUCCUCCUCUCCUCUUAGUGGAAGUCCUUGUAGUCCACGUAGGACACACACUGUUAAGAGGAAUGCCAAGGGAAAAGAUUCGAAGACUGAAAAGUUGCCUUCAUCUGAUUUUGAGAAGGUAUGGUCAUACACAGGAAGCCUCAGUGUAAGAAGAGUAUCUGGCGAGGCUCCAGAAAGAAACUGAGUUCUAGAGUUAGUAUCUCAGUAUGAACAUUAAUUUGAAUCCAGAGCAGGUCAUCAAUCAUCUAUGGUGGUCUUCUAGAAGCGGAUCAGGUUAAAGCCUUUGGUACUGUUCCUGUAUAUUCUUUAGGCAGUAUGAGUAGGAUUAUGAUGAAAAAUGAUGCCCUUGGAUCAUCAGUUAAAAAUGUUUGCUGUCAAGUAUAAUUUUUUGAAGCCGCCCACAAGAUGGUUUUUCUAUAAAUGCAAAAUGCUAGGUAGAGUUCGGGACUAUACACCCGAUUUAAGAUUCAGCAUUAGCCAUGUGCUAUUGUCUCCUUUUACUGCCCUAUUCAAUGCCUGGCCUAAACAGCUAUGCCUCCGAAUUGCAAGUCUCAAAAUUUACUAUUUUAUUUCUAAAAAUAUAUAUUAUGGCAAUAUUAAAAUAGCUGUUAGUAAUCAA
Cicer arietinum (chickpea) is the source of this 2461-nucleotide messenger RNA. Its product is annotated as rop guanine nucleotide exchange factor 1. The record is from RefSeq and is a predicted model, not a curated record. NCBI's taxonomy places the organism in Eukaryota, Viridiplantae, Streptophyta, Magnoliopsida, Fabales, Fabaceae. Gene Ontology annotation, molecular function: guanyl-nucleotide exchange factor activity.